This is a messenger RNA of Paramecium tetraurelia, 525 nucleotides long. RefSeq lists its product as uncharacterized. NCBI's taxonomy places the organism in Eukaryota, Ciliophora, Oligohymenophorea, Peniculida, Parameciidae. The transcript is spliced from 3 exons. The record is from RefSeq and is a predicted model, not a curated record.
AUGAAACAGUAAAGCGACAAUCUGUUUUUCCAAUCCUAAUUAUACAUUGUAGUUUUGAAUGAACCUUUGACUAUCUUAUAGUUUUUGGAAAACAAUGAAAAUGAAAAUUAGAAGCAAGCAAGUUAUUAGGAUAAAUUAGAAAUCUCGAAUAAAAGUGAGAGGAAAGAGAAUUCAAACAAAAGUAGGCAUUAGCUAGAAAGAAGGAAAAAUCCGUAUGGAUCUGGUUGGGCGAAUAAAGUAUUAGAAAAACAAUUUGGUGUUCAUUUAUCGUAAAUUACAUAAAGAGCAGGUCCAAGAUGGGUUAUAAAAAAAUUAAAACCUGUAGAAGCAAAUGACUAAAAAGAAUUUGAUCGUCCUCGUUUAGUGAAAGAUUUCUUAUCCCAGGAGAAGAAAACUCGAUAAACAACCUCGAAAUCUUAUAGAAGGAGAAUCGAUAAAAAUUAUAAAGAGUAAAAGCAAUCCUUUAAUGGAACUUCUAUAUUUGAUCCAAAUUUCUAAAUAAAUUUGCAGUAGUACAAUUUAUGA